Messenger RNA from Olea europaea var. sylvestris, 3455 nucleotides. Its product is annotated as putative disease resistance protein RGA3. The record is from RefSeq and is a predicted model, not a curated record. Gene Ontology annotation, biological process: defense response to other organism. NCBI's taxonomy places the organism in Eukaryota, Viridiplantae, Streptophyta, Magnoliopsida, Lamiales, Oleaceae. The coding region runs from base 1 to 2163 and encodes 720 amino acids. Gene Ontology annotation, molecular function: ADP binding. The transcript has 4 exons.
AUGACGCAAAAAACAAAAUAUAUGGGAGUUGCGAAUUAUGCUCUCAUUGUGCCUACGGCUCUGGAAACUGACAGCAUAACUAUUGAUCCAAUUUUCAUUGGGAGACAAAAUGAUGAAUCAGAAGUUCUGCGGCAGAUAACUAGACCUGUCAAUGAAGUUCUUUCUGUACUUCCCAUAGUUGGAAUGGGAGGGCUUGGCAAGACAACCUUAGCUCGGUCGGUCUUCAAUCACCAGAACUCGGAGAGUCAUUUUGCCAUUAGGAUUUGGGUAUGCGUUUCUGAAAAUUUUGAUGUGAUGACGCUUUUUAAAAGGAUUCUGGAGUCCUUAGGAGAAAUUUUUCAUGGAGUCAGCAGGCAAGCUGUUGUGGAUAGGCUUCGAGAAAAAUUGAAAGACAAAAGAUACUUGCUUGUUCUUGAUGAUUUGUGGAAUGAAAAUAGAGAAGCUUGGGAGGAUUUCGAAAAUACUAUGGCUGGAGUUAACACCAGCAGAGGAAAUGCCAUCAUGGUGACUACACGUCAGCAAAGUGUGGCAUCAAUUGUGAAAACUUACGGAGAUCCAUAUAGCUUGAAAAGUACCNGAAAGGGAAAAGAUGAGUGGCUCUCAUUUCUGGAGACUGGACUUUCAAAUCCAAAAGUAAAUGAAACUAAUGUGAUGCAAGUCCUAAAGGUAAGUUUUGAUCGCUUGUCUUCUCCGUUACUUAAAAAAUGUUUUGCCUAUUGUUCAAUAUUUGCCAAGGAUUCACGAAUAGAGAGAGAAGAUUUAAUCCAGCUCUGGAUGGCGGAAGGAUUUCUUCCAGAUAAUCCAGAAAUUAAUAUGGAGACUUUGGGCAAUACAUGUUUUAACAUUCUGUUGCAAAAUUCCUUCCUGCAAGAUGCCGAAAAGGAUAAGUUUGGCAAUAUCAAAUACUGCAAGAUGCAUGAUCUUGUGCAUGAUCUGGCAUGCUUAGUUUCAAAUUCAGAAAGCUUUAAUGCGGAGGAUCACAUUGCUGACGACAUUCCUAAAGUCAGAUUCCUUGCUACAAAGUUACUUAAAGAGGAAACACAGGUUACAAAAGAGAAGGCAAGUUAUCUGCGCACAUUACUCUCCGGCAGUAGCUUAUCUAACAAAAUUUUGCCAUGGUUCAAGCACCUGCACAUUCUAAAGUUAUGUUACGCAGAUAUUGAAGUUCUUCCUUUCGCAAUUGGAAAGUUGAUACAUUUGAGAUAUCUUGAUGCAUCCAGAAAUUAUAAAAUGAAAACUUUGCCAGAUUCUAUUUGCAAGCUCUACAAUUUACAAACAUUAAGGUUUGUAAAUUGCUCCCAUUUUCUACGGCUUCCAGAAAGGCUCUCCGACUUGAGUAAUUUGAGACAUCUCUACUUUUAUUCUUCUAACAAGGAUUUCCAGAUGCCGCCUAAAAUCAGAAAAUUGUCUCAUCUUCAAACAUUACAGUUUUUUAGAGUGGGUGACAAGGAAGGCUGCCGAAUCGAAGAGCUAGGAUUUUUGAAGAAUCUUAGAGGCAAACUGGAUAUACACAAUCUUGAACUGGUGAAAGGCAUAGAAGAAGCAAAGAAGGCGGAUUUGGUUGGAAAGCCAAAGAUAUAUAAAUUAAGUUUUAUGUGGACAACAAACAAUGAUGAGAAUGUCUCGGAAGGCAACAACAACGAUGAAAGUGUUCUCGAAGGCCUCCAACCUCACCCAAAUUUGAAAAGCAUAGGAAUUGAAGGAUUCAGAGGUACAAAAUUCCCAUCAUGGACUAUGAGAAUGGAAGUAUUCCUUGAUGGCCGUGGUUGGUUGAAACUUGAUAAACUGAUCGAUGUCUUCUUCAGUAAUUGCAAAAAUUGUGAAGAAAUUCCCAUGUUUGGUCUCCUACCACUCCUCAAAUAUCUGACCUUGGAUGGUUUGACUAACGCACAAUCCAUAGGUCCUUCAUUCUAUGGUGGCCAAGAGACGAGAGUAAUGUUCCCAGCACUUGAAAGACUUAUUCUACGGAACAUGCCAAACCUAACAGAGUGGGCAGAAGCUGAGGUGAUACCGGUGGCGGAAACACAAACAUGCAGAGAGCAGGUAUUUCCUUCCCUUGAAGUUUUGAUCAUCAAAAAUUGCCACAAAUUGAAUACUGCUCCAAGUCAUUUCCCUUGCUUGAAAAAUUGGAGAUUGAUACUAUGGAUAGUGAUUUACCAUUGACAAAGAUUCUGAGUAGCAGCGACCUAACUUCUUUGGAAGAUCUCUCGAUCAAUAAUAUAUCAACGCUCACUUGUCUUCCCCACUUGAAAGGAUUCCAGAAAUAUCUUCGAAAGUUGAGUAUUGAAUAUUGUGACAAAUUGAGAGAAUUAUCUGAUGAUCUACAUAGCUUCCAGUCUCUCGAGUCUUUGAGAAUAUCUAGUUGUGAAAGUCUACAAUCAAUUUCAUAUCAAAGUGGACAAAAAGGUCCCCCUUCUCUUCUAGACUUGGUAAUUGGGAAUUGCUCUGAGCUGAGCUGCCUACAAAGUGAAAUGAUUGAGUCCAUCCGCUGUCUGGAGUAUCUAACGGUGUUUGGAUGUGACCACCUCAUUUCUUUUCCAAUAGAUUUGGGGAAAUUGCCUUGUAUCUCAAGGUUACAUAUAUACAUUUGUCCUGAAUUGAGGAGUUUGCCCAAGGGAAUUGGCCAUCUUAGCAACUUAUCACAAUUGAGCAUUGGUAGAUUCUCAGAAUCAAUUGAUUUCAACUCAUUCCAAGCUGCUCUCGAUGGCAUCCAACGAUCCAAAUCUCUCUUGCAGUUGAAUUUAUAUGGUUUGGAACAUUGGGACUUAUUUCCAUAUCAGCUUCAGCAUCUCACUUCGCUCCAUAAGUUAGCAUUGUCUGGUUUUGGAAUUGAAGCAUUGCCAGAGUGGUUUAGAGUUCUAUCAUCUCUGGAAAGAUUAUGUCUGUAUGAAUUAAAAAAGCUUAGGCAUAUGCCCUCUAAGGAAGCGAUGCAAUGCCUCACUAAGCUAGAAUAUUUAAAUGUUUUUCAGUGUCCAUUGUUGGAGGAAAAGUACAGCGAAGAAAGAGGCCCUGAUUCCGAGUGGUCAAAGAUUUCACAUAUUCCUCACAUAGUUGGAGUGGCCCCAUAAUUGUAGAGAGGCCUGGUAUGCUGAUAUAGUCGGGUGGAACGUGGGUAUAGAUUAAUCAAAUGUUCGUGGUGAAAGAUGUGUUUUGAAUUUUUGAUGGAGUUUGAGCAAAAAUAAACUUCUUCAGCAUAGAUUCUCAAGGGAGCUAGGUAGCUCUCUUUCAACAGUAGUUCAAGAAUGCUUGCAAGUACUGUGUUUGAAAUACAAGGUGCUGGGAGUUAAUGGUUUGUUGGUUCUUAAUACUCUCUAUGUCCAGACUAUUGUGCUUUUAAUUAUUUCUUAGUGUUUAUUAAAAUAAUAUUCUGCUUGAAUUAUUUAUUAGGUCAAGGGAUUGUUAGUUCUUAAUUAUUUCAUCGGUUAAGGAAUAACAUGGCAUUGAUUUUGUUUUAA